This is a messenger RNA of Melampsora larici-populina 98AG31, 1602 nucleotides long. RefSeq names its product family 57 glycosyltransferase. Gene Ontology annotation, cellular component: endoplasmic reticulum membrane. The transcript has 11 exons. Lineage: Eukaryota; Fungi; Basidiomycota; Pucciniomycetes; Pucciniales; Melampsoraceae. Bases 1 to 1602 code for a protein of 533 amino acids. Gene Ontology annotation, biological process: protein N-linked glycosylation. Gene Ontology annotation, molecular function: dolichyl pyrophosphate Glc1Man9GlcNAc2 alpha-1,3-glucosyltransferase activity. The record is from RefSeq and is a predicted model, not a curated record.
AUGUCAACUAGACCAAUCGACUCACAGUCAACCAAGUCAAACAACUCAUUCACAUCACGAGCUUAUUCAUGGUCCGGUUUAGCAUCCUUCGAAUGGGAUGUGUUGAUCUUGUCAACUUGCAUCAAACUCUUACUGUUUCCUGCCUAUCAUUCAACAGAUUUUGAAGUUCAUCGAAAUUGGCUCGCUAUCACACAUUCACUACCCCUCUCGCGCUGGUAUUAUGACAAUACAUCAGAAUGGACUUUAGAUUAUCCGCCUUUUUUCGCUUAUUUCGAAAGGCUUCUAUCUUCCUUCGCAGCAUUGGUGGACCCAAAGAUUGUGCAAUUAUCUAAUCUCGGAUACGCAUCUUCAAGUUGUGUCGCAUUCCAGAGAGGUAGCGUCAUAGUCUCUGAGCUGGUUUUGGGUGCCGUCUUGUUAAAGUUAGCACGCAAUCCAACGGAAGGACAAACACCAGCUUUCGCCUUUGCUGUCUCGGCCUCUGUGUUCCUACAUCCAGGACUCCUUAUUGUUGAUCACAUUCACUUCCAGUAUAAUGGGUUUUUGCUCGGAAUCCUUAUGUGGUCGAUAUGGGCAAUCAGAGAUAAACAUUUUAAGACCUCUGCGUUACUAUUUUCGAUCUGUCUCAACUUCAAGCACAUCUUCGUCUACCUCGCACCUCCUUACCUCAUUUAUCUCUUAAGAGCUUACUGCUUCCCCUUUCCACGGGAUGGAUCAGCGUCAUUCAGCCAUUUUCAUGUCUCUCGAUUGAUUCAACUUGGAUUGAUUGUAGUAGGAACUUGUGUUAUUAGCUUCGGUCCAUUUUUCUUUGUGUCUGGUGCUACUGGUAUCACUCAGAUUUUAAGUCGGCUUUUCCCAUUUCAGAGGGGAUUGAAUCAUGCCUACUGGGCUGGGAACAUCUGGGCUGUGUACAGUGCUGUUGAUCGAGUCUUGCUCAAAUAUAUGUUGUUUCGUGGGGGCCAUGUAAACCAACAUGCAAUCAAUUCUACAUCUCGAGGCUUGAUCGGAGACACCUCUUUUGGAGUUUUGCCUGAAAUCAGUCCCACGACUUGCUUCGGCUUAUCGAUUGCUCUCAUAUCAAUAUUCAUGACGAAGCUAUGGCAAGAUCCAAGCUAUUCUAGGUUUCUAAAAUCUCUAGUUUUAUCAGCCUUCACUUCGUUUCUCUUUGGUUGGCAUGUACAUGAAAAAGCUGCUCUACUUUUCUUGAUACCUAUGACACUUUUGGCUGGUGAAGAUUAUCAACAUUUUCGUACUUGGAUGAUCGCAAGUUCGGCUGGAAUCUUUGGAUUAUUUCCACUUUUAAUUAAAUCUUCUGAAACACCAAUCAAGAUAAUUUACACUUUAAUAUGGUGUUCGAUUGUCUUUACUGUAUUGAAAAAGAAUUUUCCAUCUUUGUCAACUGGUUCUUUACUACUCAUCAUAGCAGAAAACACUUAUAUUUGUGGAUUCGGUUUGGUUCAAGCAUAUGUUUCGAUAUUUCAUCAAUUAUUAUUUGGUAAAGAUGGAAGUUCUAUGGAUUUUUUACCUUUGAUGAUUACUAGCAUUUACUGUGGGAUUGGGAUCAUUUGGGCUUAUGUUCGAAUGUGUUAUCUUUAUUUAAUUUGA